Messenger RNA from Parathielavia appendiculata, 612 nucleotides. RefSeq lists its product as uncharacterized. The transcript has a single exon. The record is from RefSeq and is a predicted model, not a curated record. Bases 7 to 213 code for a protein of 68 amino acids. Lineage: Eukaryota; Fungi; Ascomycota; Sordariomycetes; Sordariales; Chaetomiaceae.
AUUCAAAUGCUUGAAAUUCUCGUCAUUCUAUUAGAGUGCCUAAAUAUACCGAAGACCACUUGCAUCGAUUUACAAGUGGCUAUCUCAGCUAUCAAGGAUAGGACCUCAAUCCGUCGAGCCGCCUCUAACUGGGGUAUCCUCUUUUCUACUUUGCAGAGCCCUAUCAAGUCAGGGCAUCGACCAAAGGGCGAGUACGAAGCUCUUGCCCUUUAGAAACUUACCCUCUAGCCAGGAAGCGCACCUGGCGUAAUAGGUUAUUGCGCAAGAGGCCUUGGGAGUCCCUGUCACUUACGCGCAAACCCGGAUCUUUGCCGGUUGAGUCCUUCAAGCAAACGGAUCACAAGAGAGAGUUGGAAAACACUGGCUUUCGAAGUUCAUAUGGAGACACCUAUUAGUGAAGACUAAGAGGGUAAAGCGAAUUGACGUCAAACGGCUCGACGGAGCAACAACUAAAAAAAUCAGGGCCUUCUUCGAGCGACGAACUCUUCUGACAGUCAAGGAUAUCCUUCCUGACGAUAUUACAAAUAUAGAUGAGAAUAGGAUUAUAGAGGGCUAAGGUCGUAUUACCUUAUACAUUUGAAAGGCUAAAACUAAGGUUGCUUUGGCAAAAAU